AUGCAUCUGAAGAAAACAUCACUUUUGUUUUUAUUUAUACCCGUAUUAUCCAGUUCUAUACAGUCCGAACGGACAGUUUAUAAAAUAGGUGUGUUGAUGGCAUCUCGACUAGACUCGCCGUUUGACCUGGAACGCUGCGGCCCUGCUGUUGAUUUGGCUUUGGAGAAAGUAAACGAGAAGUUCCUGGCGCAUCACGGAAUUGAACUCCAAAAGGUGCAGGGAAGUUAUCCGUCGUGUUCUGGCGCUAUAGCCCCGGGUCUCGCCGCAGAUAUGCAUUUCAAAGACGACGUAAUCGCAUUUGUGGGGCCAGCCUGUGCUUUUGCGUUGGAACCAGUAGCCAGACUGGCGGCAUACUGGAACACGCCUAUUAUUACCGGUAUGGGCGAUCAGCCCCCUUCUGAAGGUGAACUGGCAGCACCAGCGAGUGUUGUCAGCAGAAUGCAUCGAUUAAGAAAUCUACGCAAAGGAAUCAAGCCUCAAACAUUGUUCAACGACAAAGGAAAGUACCCCACACUGACUCGGAUGUCGUACUGUCAAUGUCGGCUACCGCACGUAUUCACUAGCGUCUUCGAAAGGUUCGGGUGGGCGCACGUUGCACUGUUGCUUGACAAGUCUGAUCUAUUCUCCCUUACUGUUGGUAAAAGCUUAGAAUGGGGACUACGGAAGGAGGGGAUCUUGAAAGCCGUUAGAGAACUGGAUGGAAACGAGAGGGAGUCUUGUGAGGCGCUAUUACGGGACGUCAGCAUGUACGCACGAGUUGUUAUCCUGAGCGUUCGAGGGCCUUUGGUGCGUGAGUUUCUACUAGCUGCACAUACACUUGGUAUGACGAGAGGAGACUGGGCGUUUCUGGACGUAGAAAUAUUCCAGGGCGGGUAUUGGGGCGAGACAGGUUGGGCGGCAGGUGACAAUCGAGACGCAGCCGCCAGGGUCGCGUAUGAAGCCCUACUCAGAGUAUCCCUGAAACUGCCCACCGGCGAUCGGUUUGAUGAUUUCGCUGAUGCAGUGAGAGCGAGAGCGAAGCAACACUAUAAUUAUACUUUUAUGGAUGGUGAAGAGGUGAAUUUCUUUAUCGGCGCUUUCUACGACGGUGUGUACUUAUUGGGGAUGGCAUUGAAUGAGACUCUAACCGUUGGGGAGGACAUAAGAGAUGGGCGGACCAUCACUCGACGAAUGUGGGGCCGUGAUUUCCAUGGUAUAACGGGGCAUGUAAGAAUCGACGCAGUGGGGGAUAGAGAUGCCGACUACGCAAUACUAGAUUUAGAUCCGGUGACCGGAAAAUUUGAGGUUGUGGCAUUUUACCACGGUCUGAAUAGCAGUUACAAACCGGUGGCUGGUAAGGCGAUACAUUGGCCUGGUGGUCGUCGAGGUCCGCCACCAGAUACACCAAGGUGCGGGUUUUGGGGCACAGACCCCAUGUGCCAGGGAGGUAAAGCCCAGACUGUUAUUAUAUACUGCUUUAUUGGACUGGCGAUAUUUUUAACGUUCGCUGUUACGGCUGCUUGCGUUGCUUAUAAGCAGGCCCGUAUCGAUGCUGAGCUGAAUAACAUGGCGUGGAGAGUGCGCCCAGAAGAGGUAUUGGUUGAAGUUGGCACGGGGCUCGGAGCCAGUCCUGCGCUUCACAGCAUCAACGAGGUUCUGUCUCUUGGUUGGAAUACCCGAAGUGGUAGUGGCACACCAUCGCUGGGGGCUCCAUCUCUCACGCUGUCUUCAUUUACCGUCGGCCUUUAUAAAGGCAAUCGAGUUGCUGUUAAGAAGAUACACAGAAAAAAACUAGAUUUAAAUAAAAAGCUAUUUUGGGAAAUUAGACAGGCACGGAAUGUUUCCCACGAGAACACAGCACGUUUUAUCGGCGCAUGCGUCGAUUGCCCACUAGUGUUUGUAUUAACCGAGUACUGCCCGAAAGGUUCCUUGAAGGACGUGUUGGCAAACGACGAAUUACAGCUGGACUGGAACUUUAGGACAUCAUUAGUACAUGAUAUUGUACAGGGCAUGUGCUAUUUACACGGCGGGCUGGGUGCGCAUGGUAAACUUCGCUCUUCAAACUGCCUCAUCGAUGGACGCUUCGUCCUGAAGAUCUCCGACUACGGCCUGAACACAUUAUGCACGCCCACCGACUUGAUAAAGGAUGACACGUACUAUUACAAACUGCUAUGGACCUCCCCGGAGUUGGUAGCAGCCAGCAUAUACCCUGGUGCUGUAGCCUCCCUUAAAGGCGAUGUGUACAGUUUUGGAAUCAUCCUUGAAGAGAUUGUUCUUCGAGCUGGACCUUUCCAUCACUACACAACUGCUAUGUCCCAUAAGGAAAUAGUGUCAAGAGUGUGUGCUCGCGAGUCGCCUCCAUUCAGGCCGGUGGUGUGUGUGAGCGAUGUGGGAGCUGUAGGUGCCGCGGGUGGCGGCGCCGGCGCAGCGGCCGAACUCCUAGAGUUGGCUGCACGCUGCUGGGCCGAGUGUCCUGAUGAACGGCCUUCUUUUGACACCAUUAAUGCAAAUUAUAUUAAGGGUUACUGUGAUAAUUUGAUGGACGACCUUCUCCGUCGUAUGGAGCAGUACGCGAACAAUCUGGAAUCUCUCGUAGAGGAGAAAACGGAACAACUCUCGUUGGAGAAGCGGAGAUCUGAAGAGUUAUUAUAUCAAGUACUACCCAGGCCUGUAGCCCAGCAACUAAUGGCCGGUGAAAUGGUGCAGCCGGAGAGCUUUGAGUGCGUCACAGUAUACUUUAGUGACAUAGUCGGCUUCACGGAGCUGUGCGCCGCUUCCACUCCCAUACAAGUCGUAGAUUUACUCAACGAUUUGUACAGCACUUUUGACAGAAUCAUAGGAUUUUAUGAUGUUUAUAAGGUAGAGACAAUAGGCGACGCGUAUAUGGUGGUAUCUGGUCUACCUGAGCGUAACGGCGACCUGCACGCUCGGGAAAUAUGCCUCAUGGCACUAGCCAUCGUAGAAGCGGUGCGAGGGUUUGUGGUUAGGCAUCGACCUACACAUCGUUUGGAGGUCCGCGUGGGGGUCCACUCUGGUCCCGUGUGCGCGGGUGUUGUGGGUGUGAAAAUGCCCCAUUAUUGCCUCUUUGGGGACACUGUUAAUACUGCAAGUCGAAUGGAGUCUAGCGGACAACCGCUCCGAAUACAUUUAAGCGAGAGUACACGAAUAUUGCUCCAACAAUGGGGCACGUUCAUGGUGGAACGGCGCGGUGAGGUUGAACUGAAGGGCAGAGGCAGGAUGUUGACACACUGGCUACUGCAAUGCUCCGAGCCCGAAGCUAGGCUGGUGAGCCAGGGACCACAGCCGCCCCCCCAGUACCCCAUUUUAUUCCCUGCCCUACCCCAACCACCAAUGGCUUUGCAGGUGCCAUAUUUAGUUGUAGAACCACCUACUUUAGCUGCUUAA
Molecule: messenger RNA, 3384 nt
Organism: Achroia grisella
Lineage: Eukaryota; Metazoa; Arthropoda; Insecta; Lepidoptera; Pyralidae
Product: atrial natriuretic peptide receptor 1
Exons: 22
Coding region: 1-3384 (1127 amino acids)
Biological process (GO): receptor guanylyl cyclase signaling pathway; protein phosphorylation; cGMP biosynthetic process
Cellular component (GO): membrane
Molecular function (GO): guanylate cyclase activity; protein kinase activity; peptide receptor activity
Source: RefSeq, a predicted model, not a curated record